Symbiodinium natans is the source of this 1410-nucleotide messenger RNA. The record is from the annotation of a GenBank genome assembly. Lineage: Eukaryota; Dinophyceae; Suessiales; Symbiodiniaceae.
AUGUCUGACACGCCUGAUUUGGAGAGCUACUGGCGACACCACGCAGACAUGUUUGCCGAAAAGAGCGGCGACCGCCAGAACGUCAUGCAGUACCACCUCAAGUUUGUGGAGGCGGCGUCUCCAGUGUCGGCUGCGAAGCAGCGAAUGAAUGCCACCCGAGCGAUCUGCCACGUGUGCAGUUGGGUGGUGAAACUGGGGCUGCCUGAACUUUGCCGGUGUUACGGUGACGCGUCACCUAUUGCGCUGCUAACAAAGAUGCUGCACUACCCUUCAGCCCAGCAUAGCGACGUGCGCCUGACUGCUAGCCUGGCUGCUGUGCAGAGCCGUGUUGAAAGCUGGUGUCAGCAAGCAGAGGUGGUCUGCGGUGAGGCCUUCGAGAGCCUGGAGAUGCUGUGGUGUUCGUUACAAUCGUUGCAGGCAAGAAGAGGGGAUGGCAUUCAUGGGAUGGAUUCCAUGGACCUCAGUGAGGAGCGGUUGCAGGCCGAGGAAUUCCAGCGCUGUGUGAACCAGUGGCACAACACGGCGGCAGAUCAGCGCAAGGCCAAGGUCUCUUCUUGGGCAUCGCAACUCCAGGGCUUCAAAAACGAUGCCCCGGAGAGCUUGCGAAGCUUGCGAAGCUUGAUCUUGCAGCUUGCGGCGGCCUUGUCACCUCCACGUGUUGCCGGGUCGGAAUGGCAGUCCCAAAACGGCCAAGAUGAUGUUGAAGCACCCAGCCGAGCGUUCCAAGUUGACCAGAAAGCCAUUAAGAAGACCUUGCUGGAGGCUCUGGCUCUAUGGCGCUCCUUUGACCUGGAAGAUUCUGAGAUCGAACCUGUGCGUAACAGGGUGGAAUACCUCGUGCAGAAGUUCGAGGAAUGCCAUGCGAGCAUAGACUGUGCGGCGUCGUGCAGCCUAUGGAGGCGCCUGAAGGAAGCUUGUGGUGCACAGGCCGACCCAACGUCGUCGAAUGCCAUGAGCAAACGGCACAGGUCAGGCAAGAGGUCAACAGUCAAGGAGACGUACAGUCCAGGAGAGAACCGUGCCAAGCUCAAGACCAUUGUACACAAACCUUCGGAGCCAAAGGUGUUGCGAUGCGAUCGUUGUUCCUAUGAGCUUGUCUCUUGCUGGUACUUCGUGCACCCAACAAAACACAGCACUUCUGUUCUCGUACCCAACAACGGGCACACAUCGUGCAGGGGGGUGAGCAGGGCAGGCGGCAGGCCCAGUGGUGCGUUCUUCAGGCCCAUCGAUGGCUCGCCGUACAAGGCGGAUUGUUCCCAAGGACUUGACUACUGCAUACACAAUCGUGUGCGGGCUAUUUGCGCUCCUUGUGGUGGGGUGAAUGUUUGCCGGCAUCGCAUGCCCAAGUGGCAAUGCUCGAAGUGCAAGCUUACCAUCCGAAAGCGAAUCAAGAAGGUGACCCAAGUCUAG